AUGGUGAUGAAACCAAAAUUGAGGAAUCCACCAUUAUCUACAAUUUUGACUGGUCAACGACUUCCCUUGGCCCUAUGGACUCAUGUAGGAAAAUCAGUUAAAGAAGCUUUAGACAUGCCUGAUUAUCAACUUUCACAACUUGAAACUGUAAAGACAACAGGAAAAGGCUUCUUUGUAAAAGAACAAUACGUUGAAAGAGCACGCUAUGGAUAUAAACUAGAAGAGUACUAUAACUAUACAUUUAGUCCUAUUUUCAAAUCAAAUGGCUCAGUCCAUGGUAUAAUUAAUUUAGUACAAGAUGUUACUCAGAAAGUUUUGAGUGCUCGAAGGUUUAAAACAAUUAGCGAAUUUGGACGUUGGACUUCUGAAAUUAAGUCAUUAGACAGUGCCUGCAAGGUUAUAACAAAAGUAUUAAGCGAUAACAAUGCAGAUAUUACUUAUGCAUUAAUUUAUUUUAUCAACCAUAAAUUGAAUGUUGGUUAUGAAUCUUUGAUUGCUCGUCUGGUUGCUACGACCUUUGAUAAAGAUAGUAUUAAAGCAAGGCGUUUUCCUGAUUAUUUUCCAGAAACCCAUGAAAUAAUUGACUUAUCUAAGGAAACCGAUAAGAUCUACGAAACAUAC
Messenger RNA from Dentiscutata heterogama, 621 nucleotides. The record is from the annotation of a GenBank genome assembly. NCBI's taxonomy places the organism in Eukaryota, Fungi, Glomeromycota, Glomeromycetes, Diversisporales, Gigasporaceae.